Messenger RNA from Lutzomyia longipalpis, 958 nucleotides. Its product is annotated as mpv17-like protein 2. The transcript has 3 exons. NCBI's taxonomy places the organism in Eukaryota, Metazoa, Arthropoda, Insecta, Diptera, Psychodidae. The coding region runs from base 284 to 958 and encodes 224 amino acids. The record is from RefSeq and is a predicted model, not a curated record. Gene Ontology annotation, biological process: mitochondrial ribosome assembly. Gene Ontology annotation, cellular component: cytoplasm; membrane.
UUUAGUGACGUUUCUUACCUUUUAUAUCGCACUAUUCACUCCCAUUAAUUUCCUACUCUUCUCGUAAUUUUAGGAGUUAAUUUUUAAAAAUGAUGCCUCAUCAUUCAUUGAUAAGGCGUAUUUGUUGAGAUCUCACAGAGAAUAAUGAAGCCCAUUGUAAGAUAAUGUGUAAAAAUUUUAUGCAAAAUCUCUUGUACUUACAUAACCUCAGUGAGAAAGAAUAUUUCAGUAUCAGAGCGGAUACUGUGAUAAUAUCCAAAGUGAAAUAAAUUUAGUCAGGGAGAUGCGAAUCUUCUACAUUCUGUGCACAAAAGUGCCUGGGAAAGUGGUGAAAAGUAUUCCCAGUUCAGCUAGAAAGGUAGUCCCUCCCACAACCUAUACAAGGAUAUGGGGAUCCCUAUUUGGGAAAUAUCUUCUCCUCACAAAUACCAUAAGUUCGGGCAUUCUUAUGGGUUUGGGGGAUAUUAUGUCUCAGGAAAUUGAAUAUCGUACAAAUCUCAUUCAGAAACGUUAUGAUUGGAAAAGAAUUGGACAAAUGUUCCUUGUUGGAUGCUUGGCAGGACCAUUUCAUCAUGUCUUCUACAAAUGGAUGGAUAGAAUUUUACCCAAAGCCGACGUUUUAACAUCGGCAAAGAAAAUUAUGUUGGACCAAACAAUUUUCUCACCUUUCUGCAUUAUUACCUUUUUCUACUCAGCUGGAAUUCUCGAGGAAAAAAGCAUCAAAGAAUGCCACAAAGAACUCAAAGAAAAAUUCUUUACUGUUUAUUUUGCUGAUUGGACUAUUUGGCCUGCAGCACAAUUUAUUAAUUUUUACUUCCUCCCACCGCAAUAUCGAGUUUUGUACAUAAAUGUCGUCACAAUGUUCUACAAUGUGUUCCUCUGCUAUGUGAAGCACACAGAAACGUCCUUCUUCAAAUUCUUAGAGCCAGAGAAGGAGAAGAAAAUCAAAGAAAAUUAA